Oikopleura dioica is the source of this 6024-nucleotide messenger RNA. The record is from the annotation of a GenBank genome assembly. Lineage: Eukaryota; Metazoa; Chordata; Appendicularia; Copelata; Oikopleuridae.
AUGAGAAACCCCUUUUUCAAGAGUAUCGCAUCUUCUGAGAUAAGUGCUUCUGAAACUGACCAGGAAGCGGCGAAUGCCAGAGAUAUUCACAAAUACCUCACCUCUCAGAUAACGCCAUUUAUAUUGGAUAAAUUCAACAGUCAAACAGAUGCUGCUUGUGCCUCUCUCAAGAAAGUUCUUUCUGAAACGAAUGUUAAAGGACUCCCACCAUCAUUGACGGCGGCGCUAACAUUCUACAGCCGCGAACAAUUCCUCCAAACAGCCCUGCCAUAUGUUUUCACUACUCUCUCGUAUACAUUCAAACAUCGUCAGAAUAAUGACGGACAAAUGGUUGCAUUGACGGAGGCAGAAACAGAACUCGUCAAAACAAUGACCGUCAUUCUCUCCGGCGACGAUGGUAUUCGCUUGCCUUUGGCUACGUUGCAACUUUUUGUUGUCCAGUUCUCACCAUUUUUUAGUAAGCUAAAUGCUUCUGAAAGUUUUUUGCGAAUGGUCCUUUCAGAUCAGAUUCAAAUUUCGUUUUGGGGCUCCCUUUCGAAAGCAAAUAUGCCAGACCUGGCAGUAUUCAACCGACCUUUCAUGGAAAUCGACCGAGUACGCCAAACGAUGAGCAGAGGAAUUAACUCACCUUUGUCGUGCCUCGACGCCGCAGUUUUGCAAUCGAUUGAUAGAAAACUCGUUAAAUGCCCGGAAAGUCGUCUUUGGUGCUUUUCAUACUUGCGUAAACGUCUAUCUUCGAUAUUUGGACAGCAUCCUGAAGGAGACACGACGCGGCUUAUAAAAUCUGAGCCCCUUCAAAGACGGGCAGUCUCGAUAACAGUUCCACGAUCGAACUCUGAAGAUGAGGAAAAGAACAAACACGUCCGCCAGAAAAUGAAAAAACAAUCAAUCUCAGCUAGUCCGAUGUCACAGUGUUUAAUAGCACAAAUCUCGACGCCUUGGCUAGUUGAAAGUUUCAAAAACUUGGCGACGGAAAGUCCCUCUCCGGAAGCCUCUUAUCGCGAAAGUGGAAGGAGCUCUCGACUAACAACGAAACAUUGUUCGCCACGUUCACUUACCGCGCAUAGAAGAUGGACGACCGUUUCGUUAAAGCGUAUGCAUUCAAGACAAACGAGUAUUCGACAGAGCUUGCGGAGAUCGGUCAGACGAAUGUCACAAAACGUGCGCAAUUUGAAUAGAAUUGGCUCACGGCACUUGGUGCCCUCUGGAAAAGGACACAGCCAAGCAACUAGAUUUUCAAUCAUUGAUCCAGCUGGUGAUGAGUCGCUAGUCAUUCACUCGAUGUUGCUCUACAAGAAAAAUGGCGUCAAAGACGACAAUCGAAUAGAGCAGAGAAAGUGGCUCUCAGACUCGUCUGUCAAAUACACAACUGAGUCCGGUCUUUAUGAAAAAAACUUCGCCUUUAUAUUUCUUGAUAGGACAAAUUUGCCGAAGCUCGACAUGCUCCUGAGCUACUUCAUGCAGAAUUUCGCUGACUUGCAACCGAACAUGCAGUUAAUUGAAACUGCUGUCGGUUUGUACUGCUGGCUUUUUGAACAAGUCGAGCAUCACAAUUCCGACUUGGAGAAUCUUAUCGAACUUGGGUUGAUUUUGUUGAUGAAAUUGCCGUGCAACUGCGAGCGACAAAAGAAUGCAACAAAUUUGAACCCAUUCCGUGGAAUUCUGCUAGAGAAGCUUGAUCACAUUAUUCAUGAGUGCGAAGGCGAGUCUGAGCAGGUUUUGAAGCGCUUGAUAAAGUCAAGACCGAUCGAGUGGAUUCUAAAAAUGCUUCAUAAAGUUCUCGAAACCUGCCGAAACUUUGACAAUGUGAAAAAUCACAAGCUUAAUCGCGUUCAGCAUGCGUUCUUGAGGACCCAUAUGAGGGAUGUAAUUUUGAAGAUCGGCGAAAAGUUCAACGAAAUCGGGAAAAACAGUUUGCACACUCCUGGCAGUCUCAUCAAUUACAUCCGUUAUCAACAUCCAAAAGUUUUCUGUGAGAUAUUCUUUGAUAUUUUGAUCCAAGGCAAGAAAGACGCAAUAAGAAUAAAAAAGAUUCGCCAGAUCAGAGAUCUAUCUUUGAAGAAGCAAGAUUCAAGCAGACCCGCGGGUCAUUCUCCGUCAGAUUGUUCAAGCUCACGAAACGCCAAUGACGAUGCAGCCGAAUCAAAAAGCCGCAAUCCGUCAGACUGCAAAGCGGGAGUUGGGCGCUCGAUGAUAAGAAGACUUACUGAGAUGGUGCAAAAUACGAAGUCAGAUGAUAAUGAAAAGGCUCCAGAAAUCGAUCAAAAUAAAUACCCCCACUUAGUGCCCAUUCACUCGUCAGAUGCGCUGAAACUAGAUUUGGAAAAAAUUUGCGAAGGCAUUGGUAUUCUUAGGACAGUUCUAGGGCUUAUGAAUGCGAAUUCUUUACCUGAUGGAAAUUUCAUCGCGCAGAUAUUCAACAUGGACGCGCCUGUCUUUGUUAGAGUGGUCACACUUGUUGAACUGACCCAAUAUGUUCGCCAGAAUCUCAUAUGCUUGCAACGCACCUAUCAAAGCGAGAAUUCUGGCUUUCACCAAGCUCAUAGCGAAGAAACAAGAUUGGAGCUCAAGAAUCAAUUUCAAAACUGGGCAGAGAAGAUUACUUCUAUCUUAGAGGAACCAAUCGCUGAUGACCAGAAAAAAAUCUCGAUGCCAACGGUGUCUACCUUCCUCACAAAUAAAGAAAUCGAUAAGGUUGCUUCGAAAAGAUGGAUUCGUAACUUUGGGCUCAUACUGCUUUCGGAAUUAGUGGCGUUUAUUCGAGAGGCGAAUUUACAAGCGUCAAAGGCAAAGUGUAAAAAAGCACAGCUGCAUUUACCAAAACGUCGCGGUAGACACGGGCCGCAUUACAAGAAUCAAGAUGAGGAUAACGAUUCUUUGGGAGGAUCAAGGCAUGCAAAAAACAAGCUUGAUAUUCUUUAUACUCACGGUGCACUCGGAAUGAAGCAGUUUUUCUCUCGCUGGGGAUUUAAAGACAAAGAUCUUCCAAUUGAAUUAAAUUCGAACAUCAUAUCUAACCCUUCCGCCGACCUGAACGAGCAUUCGGAACCCAAUCGAAAAUCUCUUAAUUUGAAGAGCCUUCGUGGAUCUUCUCUCGAUCAUACUCCGAAAGGACCAUCUCAAAGUUACAUUAACUUGAUGGGUCAUUUCUUGUCGGACUUCAGCUUCGAUUGUGACCACAAAAACGGAGAAUGCUUUAUGAACUGCUAUGUUGCGACGAGACAAGUGACCGAAACGCUCGGCUCACUCAUAUUGCUUCUUCUAAGCGAUAAUUACUUAGACAAAAUCGACUGCUUUGCCGGAAACAAGAAGGCCAUUGUACAAGAAGCUCACCAAAUAAUAGAAAAAGUUCCUGUUGCUUGUUUAAGCGUUUUAGUGGAAUCUAUCCACGAAAUAUCGAACGCGACGAUGCAGUUUGCCAUCUAUCCGUGUUGGAAAAUAAUCACGCUUCGCAACGAUAAGGCAUCUAAGCUUGCUGCCGUUUUCAUUCUUCUCGCCUGCCAUAGACUAAAAGAAACCAUACCAGCCUUUUUGAAACUUUGCUUGGAAAAAGACCCACCCGCAGAAUUGCUCGAGAAGAUGGAGAUUCUCUGGAAUAUGAGAUCGCAUGUUUGGUCUCAUGUUGAUAAGCGAGUAGCCCGUCAUUUUAAACUACCAAGCUUAGCAGUAAAUAUAGCGUUGCCGAACCCACCGCUUGGUGACUAUCCGGAGGAAGCGCCAGAUGCGCCGUGGAUGAACGAAUACAACGAUUUCGAAAAAAUGUAUGCUGAAGGGAUCCUCAACGCUGAUCUUCUUAAGUCGAAUCCGUCUUCUACAAAGAAAAGCGAACAAGAAAAAACUUUCAAAAAGGAACAAGAGGAGAAGCAAAACAAGCGGCAGAAGUAUUCAUUGACGAAUUUGUCCAUUCAGGAUUCUAUAAAUCAACACUACUAUCGCUCAGUUGGGUCUAUGGAUGACGAAGAAGAGGGAUCGCGGCGAUUUAGCUCCAGACUUAUGUCAAUCACCUCGAUGGGAACGAUGGUGGACGAAAACAACCUGACAGACAGCGGAAAUGAUAUCAACAACGAUAAUUUUGAUAGAUCCUAUCAUUUCAAGGACGACGUUCCCAGUCAAGUUUUCCCAACGGCAUUGCAAAAUAUUUUGCCAAAACUCUUCUAUCUGGUAGAUUCUCCCGAACUCCACAAAAAUAUCCCGGUGAACUUAAUUGCAAAAGAUCUAUUUAAAAAGUUCUUAACUGAAGAUUGUUUUCUCCUCCUUCGAUCGGUAACGGAAAAGAUUAUAUCAAGAACGCAGACGAGCGCUGAACCAGUAUCAAAAAUCUAUGAUCUUGUUCUUGCAAUUGGCGGAUCGAAAGACUCAUGGAAUCUAAGCGCUCAAACAACAAAGACGAUCGCAAACUACGUUGUUGGGCUCAUGACCAUGAUUACUCGCAACGGCGAUGAGCUUGAGCGACAUCGAAUGGAACAACUCAUAUUAAUACUCCAAUUGGUACUCCCGAAUAUUGAAGGGGUAACACUCAAGCAGUUGAAAGCAACGUUUAAAAAAGAAAACUGCAAGAUAUCAUUAUUCUCCGUUGUCUACGGGGCAAAGAAGCUUACCUGUUUUGGGCCGUACGAUCAUAUGAUCCCAAAUCAGAUCGACGUGGGCUCUGAUGUCAAGUUUAUUGAUAUUCUUGAAGAAGGCAUCGAGUUUUAUUCGCUAACAGCAUCACCUGGGAAUGUUCUCUGUCUCCAGGAUCGAUCGAAAAACAGGCUUCUCAACCCAAACACGUAUGUUAGGGAUUACUUCAUCUUCAAAAAAGGAGAAAUUCCACAGGUUACCAUCGUUGAAGUUGCAAAAGCUCGGGCUGAGAAAGAUAUCAACUCGCUCGCUGUAAACCAGUUCAACGAUGAGAUCGCGAAAAAUGAAGCUGAUCUGACAACGAAGGAACAGCUAACACCGGAAAUUCUUGCAUCUCUGAUCAACUCUAUAAAUGCCAGCUCUACAUGUGGAGAAUGCUACUUUCUCGACAAAGUCUCGACAAAAACGCUGGACACUAUCUACCUUUCUGAAUCAGAAAAUUUUCAAAUAUUCGACGCCUUAAAUCUCUGUCAAAUUUUAAUUCUUGAAUGGAGCGACAAGACAUCUAUCACAAAAAUGUUCCUACUCUUGGACAUUCUCGUUGAUAUCGAGCUUUAUGAGGUGAGGCAGCAGCUCAAGAAGUUCUCCAAGGUAUCUCUUUUGCUUUUCACCAAGCUGAAGAAAGUGACCGAAGUCGUGGAAAAUAUCGCGCUGCAAUCGCAAUGUUUUCAGUCCAGAACGACUAUGUCCAAACGUGGUAACCGCGUGACCAGUGACGAACUCGACGAUGAAUCCAGCGAGUCAGUCGAAUUCAACGCCUGCACUGAAUGUGUCCUCCCCCGUCAAACCUAUCUGCAGGUUGUUCUCAAGAUUUACAAGGUCUCAAAAGAUCGCCCUGAACUACUGCGAGUUCUUUGUGAACUGAAAAUCUCGAGUUCUUGCGCCAGUCAGCUCAAGCCGAUAAAAGACGAGUUGAUGAAAACACUAACGCAAGUUGGCUGCUGCCAUGUCUCUAUGCAGACGCAUUUGAUCCAGCUCAAGCCGGAAAUUCUUUAUCAAAUAGACCAGCUCCAUGCAGGAAUACUCGAUGUCAAGAAAGACAAAGAGCUCACUGGGAGUACGCGUAAAGGCUCCAAAAGGGUUGACAAAAAUUCACGACUUUCGUCAAUAAGAAGUGCGCUGCCCGGUUUGAGCAGAGGAACUUCCGUUAAACGAGGCCUCGAGCACAAGACUAGCCAGAAAUCAAACCUGGAGGGAUUCACAAGGCCCUCUUUUGAUGAACUCGACGGCGUGCAAUUAUCAACAAUGAGCCUCGGAUUUCGCCCUUCGUCAUGCAAGUUAAAGGAUGAAACCACCUCUCGUCGUCGACAUACUCGCCACAACACUGUUGGAAACUCCCUUGGAGACCUCGAAGAGCAUGAAAAAACAGCACAUCUGAAAAAAAAUCCAACAACAAUUUUCUGA